This is a messenger RNA of Lactuca sativa (garden lettuce), 1862 nucleotides long. RefSeq names its product ACT domain-containing protein ACR6. Lineage: Eukaryota; Viridiplantae; Streptophyta; Magnoliopsida; Asterales; Asteraceae. The record is from RefSeq and is a predicted model, not a curated record.
UAAUGGGAAUGAGGUGCCAAUGCACACUUUUACUUUUUGCAAGUGUCCAACUCCACCUCCUUCUUUUAUCUUCAAAACACUAUGGCGAUUCCUUACCUAUUGGAGACCUGAUUCCUCUUUUCUUGUAUAAAUUCCCUUAAAUUAAGUUGCGUUUCAAUUAGAAAUCACAUAUUCUAUCGCGUUUUUUGUGGAAUUGUUUCUAGAUAUGGAAGAUGAAUAUGCAAAACUUAUCAGGAGGAUGAAUCCACCAAGAGUUACAAUCGACAACAACUCUUCUCCGGAUGCAACAGUUAUCCAGGUCGAAAGUGUUAAUAAGCAUGGUAUUCUACUCGAAGUUGUCCAAGUUCUUUCAGAUUUAGAUCUCGUCAUCACAAAAGCCUACAUCUCAUCAGAUGGAGGAUGGUUCAUGGAUGUUUUCAAUGUUAUUAACCCUGACGGAAGCAAAAUUAAAGAUGAAGGUGUUGUCAACUACAUAAAAAAGGUGCUUGAAAGUGAUGCUUUUUAUGUCCCUUCAUUAACUGGUUCAGUUGGAUUAAAGCCUUCUGAAGAUUACACAGUAAUAGAACUAGCUGGAAUAGACAGACCUGGACUAUUAUCAGAAGUAUCUGCAGUUCUCACAAAUCUUGGAUGUAAUGUAGUCAAUGCUGAAAUAUGGACUCACAAUGCAAGAGCUGCAGCUGUUGUACAUGUCACAGAUGAGAAAACAAAAACUGCAGUUGAAGAUCCUAAAAGACUCUCAACUAUUAAGAAACUUCUGUGUAAUGUUCUUAAGGGGAACAAUGACUUGAAGACUGGUAAAAUGACGCUUUCGACCCCGGGGUUUACGCAUAGGGAGAGAAGAUUGCAUCAGAUUAUGUUUGCUGAGAGGGAUUAUGAGAAUGUUGGAAGGGUAGAACAGGAAGAAAAGGAGAAUAGAUGGAGGCCACAGGUUAGUGUGUUGGAUUGUGCUGAGAAGGAUUACACGGUUAUUACUAUGAGGUGUAGGGAUCGACCAAAGCUUUUGUUUGAUAUAAUCUGCACGUUGACUGAUAUGCAAUAUGUUGUGUUUCAUGGAGUAGUUCAUACAGGGAAAAUGGAGGCUUAUCAGGAAUAUUAUAUUAGACACAUUGAUGGAAGCCCAGUAAGCUCAGAAGCAGAGCGAGAGCGUGUUAUGCAAUGUCUCGAAGCUGCAAUCGAGAGGAGGACUUCUACUUCUGAGGCGCUAGAGCUAGAACUACACACAGCAGAUCGUAUUGGGCUUCUAUCCGAUAUAACAAGGAUAUUUAGGGAAAACAGUUUAUGUAUAAAAAGAGCCGAAAUUUCAACAACCCAAGGUGGAAAAGUCAAAGACAUAUUUUACGUUACAGACAUGACCGGAAAUACCCCUGUUGACCAAAAAACCAUUGAUUCAAUUCAAAAACAAAUCGGUCAACAAGCGUCACUCCAUGUUAGAUGGAACUCUAACCAAUCACCCGAACCACCACCCGAAGAAACACGAAUGAGCUUUCUCUUUGGAAAUCUCUUCAAAACCCGACCAUUUCACACUCUUAAAUUGGCCUAAUCAUAGUGACUGGAAACACUGUACAUUUUAGGGUUUCCAGCUGAUAUUAUAUGAUAUGAUAUGAUAUGAUAUGAAUAUCAUACCACACAAAGUAGAAAGAAAAGAUAGAUACAAAGUAGCGUAUGAAGGGAUCGGAGGACCUUGUAAAUAGAUAGCUGUCCUCUCUUUCUUCCCUUAUAUAAGUUGUUGAUAUUGUAAAUAAUAAGGUAAACAAAUGGUGAUCUAUUACUGUGUACAUAGAUAGAUAUCAUCAUGAUUAUAUGUAUAUGGUAUAUUGUAAAGAGUGUGGUUUGUAUAUACAAGUCUACUCUUUAUUUAUUUA